Messenger RNA from Euleptes europaea (tarantolino), 1773 nucleotides. It is a transcript of the gene SIMC1, whose product is annotated as SUMO interacting motifs containing 1. NCBI's taxonomy places the organism in Eukaryota, Metazoa, Chordata, Lepidosauria, Squamata, Sphaerodactylidae. Bases 1 to 1773 code for a protein of 590 amino acids. The transcript has 9 exons. The record is from RefSeq and is a predicted model, not a curated record.
AUGCCACGGGCCUGCUUUCAAGGCAGCUUUGCCCUUGUCCCUGACUAUGGUAGCAACUCGGAAAGCAGUAGCCCCACCACUUAUAACAGUGAUUUAGGAUCUUUGGGGAGCCCACAGCUGGGCUCAGAUGUUUUCUCUAUCUCUUCAGCCAAUGACAGCAGCGAACAUGAAACAUUCCAGGACCCUGUACAAGACGCUCCUAGUAGCUGCCCACCUGAGGGAGAUUUUAACCCCCAGCUUGCUCUACCUGAUCAGAGACACUCCCAAAGGUCCCCCUUUUCCCAGUGUCCUCUGAAUGCUACCACAUUUCUAACAGAAAGUGAUCAGUUUAUGUUAGAGACAAAUAACUCAACACCAGGUGCUGUAAAGCCAGAUGCUCAGGAACCAACUCAGCAGAUUGACAUCAAAGUCUGGAUGAAAACACUGCAGUAUUUCCCAGGGGUGCCUGUACAUCACCCCUUCCUCCAUAGCGUAUUACAUGAAAAGAAUGCCAGCCAGAACAAGCAACAGAAAGCCCAACCUAUACCGUCCCGUAGAUUGAGCAUGGUAUCCAGUACUAUCGAAGAGAACUUCUUCCGGGGGACCUUGGAUUUCCUUAUGGAUUAUGUAUCCUCCCAGUACUACCCCCCAGAAAAGAUCAUGCAAGAUGUGGUCAGACAGAUUUUGCUGAACUCAGAAGUACAAGAGAUACAGAGAGAUGCCUACAUGCUGCUGAUGAAAAUCCAGGCACUUCACCCAGCGAAAGACGAUACAGUGGUCUGGGACUGGGACCUGCUAUGUGAGGUGAUGAAAGCACAGGAAGAGAAGUUUCCCGGAAGGCUCCUGUUCUUGAAUUACGUCAUCCAGACUUUGGAGGAUGACUUCCAGACCACAGCCAGAAAAGGCAUUCUGCACAGAUCCAUCGCCAAGAAAAUGCUUUCCUUUGACCAGUGCUUCAGCAACGUAAAGGAACUGAUCAACUGGCUACUAGCUGCAGUCACUGGAACAAGAUCUUCCCAGCACAGAGAGAGGCAAGAAGCAGGUCCUUUGUCAGAAACAACAGUGGGCAAGAACAGCAUUUCUAUUCCAGAAUGUCAUUUAGCUGAAACUGCGCAAACAGAAGGUCUCUCUCGACAGUUUCAGUCUCAGAGGGAGGUGGUGCUUCUCCAGAGGAUGCUUUCUAUUGCUGUAGAAGUGGACAAGUCUCCAAAUUGCAGUGCCAAUAAGAUUGCAGAUAUGGUAUUUUCAUCAGUGCUGAAUAUUCCCAAGCGCUGCCAGAGGGAAGCUUUCCUAAGCAGUAUGGAAUGCCAUCUUCUGCGCUGUAAAGUGCUGGAGCUCAUUUUUCACCACAGCUGUAACAACAAAGUUAUCAAUCUGCCCAUGUCUAUGGCAAAAAUCUUGUGUUUUCUGACAUGCAUUUAUCUGCCAAUAAAAUACCAGGACAAUGAAGCAACAUGGCAGAGAUGGGAUGAAAUGCUUCACCAGCUGAAUUUACUGGUGCUGAGUUAUCACAGAAUAAUCUUAGGGCACUUAAGGAGCUCAGUGUGUGAACGGAUCAAUUUGAUUAUCAAAGCUGCCAAACCUAAACUACAGUCACAUGAUUCCCUCACCAUCUCAGAUGCAGAUUACAGUAUAAAUAGUUUCCAGAAGCAGCUUCUGCAAACUCUGGGUCAACCACUACCCUCACCCAUCAAAGAAAAGAUUGAACUACUCAGAGUAUUGUUUCAUACCACUACAGAUAUUUACAGAACUUUUGAGCACUUAGAUGGACCUCUUGGGAGUGGAAGUAGUUGA